Agrilus planipennis (emerald ash borer) is the source of this 1476-nucleotide messenger RNA. Its product is annotated as tubulin alpha-1 chain-like. Lineage: Eukaryota; Metazoa; Arthropoda; Insecta; Coleoptera; Buprestidae. Gene Ontology annotation, biological process: mitotic cell cycle; microtubule cytoskeleton organization. Gene Ontology annotation, molecular function: structural constituent of cytoskeleton; GTP binding. The transcript has a single exon. The record is from RefSeq and is a predicted model, not a curated record. Gene Ontology annotation, cellular component: microtubule; cytoplasm. The coding region runs from base 109 to 1350 and encodes 413 amino acids.
UUUCAGCGUGAAUGUAUAUCAGUUCAUUGUGGCCAGGCUGGAAUCCAAAUUGGAAAUGCAUGCUGGGAACUGUAUUGCCUAGAGCACGGCAUUCAACCUGACGGUCAUAUGCCGUCAGACAAAUGCGGAGGAGACGACAGUUUCAACACCUUCUUUUGCGAGACAGGAGCUGGAAAGCACGUUCCAAGAGCAGUAUUCGUAGAUCUGGAACCGACAGUAAUCGAUGAAGUCCGUACGGGAACAUAUCGUCAACUGUUUCAUCCUGAACAACUCAUAUCUGGAAAGGAAGAUGCUGCAAACAACUAUGCUAGAGGACACUAUUCUGUUGGAAAAGAAAUGAUUGAUUUGGUGCUUGAUCGUAUUAGAAAAUUAUCAGAUCAAUGCACUGGCCUUCAGGGAUUCCUCAUUUUUCAUUCAUUUGGUGGCGGAACCGGAUCUGGAUUCACUUCUCUGUUGAUGGAAAAGUUGUCAAUUGAUUUUGGAAAGAAGUCUAAAUUGGAAUUUGCCAUUUAUCCAGCACCCCAAAUAGCCACAGCAGUUGUAGAACCCUACAAUUCAAUUCUAACGACACACACAACUCUGGAACAUUCCGAUGCUGCCUUCAUGGUCGAUAACGAAGCAAUCUACGACAUUUGCAGACGUAAUUUGGACAUCGACCGCCCGACGUACACAAAUCUCAACAGACUAAUUGGACAGAUCGUAUCAUCAAUAACAGCGUCUCUUCGUUUCGACGGUGCUCUCAACGUCGAUCUGACAGAGUUUCAAACAAACCUGGUUCCCUAUCCAAGAAUUCAUUUUCCUUUAGUAACCUAUGCUCCUGUUAUAUCCUCAGAGAAAGCUUUCCACGAACAACUAUCAGUAAACGAUAUUACAACCGCUUGUUUCGAGCCAGCCAACCAAAUGGUCAAAUGCGAUCCGAGACACGGUAAAUACAUGGCCUGUUGCAUGCUGUAUCGAGGAGACGUGGUGCCGAAAGAUGUCAAUGCCGCAAUCGGGAUAAUCAAGACCAAACGUACCAUCCAAUUCGUAGACUGGUGUCCAACUGGUUUCAAAGUGGGCAUCAAUUACCAACCACCCACAGUGGUACCAGGAGGAGAUCUCGCGAAAGUACAACGUGCAGUUUGUAUGCUGUCCAAUACAACGGCCAUUGCCGAAGCUUGGGCUCGCUUGGAUCAUAAAUUCGAUUUGAUGUAUGCCAAGCGUGCUUUUGUCCAUUGGUAUGUUGGAGAAGGAAUGGAGGAAGGUGAGUUUUCUGAGGCUCGCGAGGACACAGCUGCGCUUGAGAGGGACUAUGAGGAGGUAGGCAUGGACUCCAAUGAUGGAGAGGCAGAAUGUGCAGAAGAGUUUUAGGUUUAAGGGUCACCUAGCUCAAGUGCAUGUGUCUUCUCCAUCGUAUGAUAAAUUAUAUGUAUAAUGAUAACGUGUAUUAGUAAAAAUUAUACGAGGUAGUGAAUAUAAUUGUAAGUAUAUCAUGAA